This is a messenger RNA of Danaus plexippus (monarch butterfly), 1733 nucleotides long. Its product is annotated as gastrula zinc finger protein XlCGF46.1-like. NCBI's taxonomy places the organism in Eukaryota, Metazoa, Arthropoda, Insecta, Lepidoptera, Nymphalidae. Gene Ontology annotation, biological process: regulation of transcription by RNA polymerase II. Gene Ontology annotation, molecular function: RNA polymerase II transcription regulatory region sequence-specific DNA binding; zinc ion binding; DNA-binding transcription factor activity, RNA polymerase II-specific. Gene Ontology annotation, cellular component: nucleus. The transcript is spliced from 8 exons. Bases 74 to 1621 code for a protein of 515 amino acids. The record is from RefSeq and is a predicted model, not a curated record.
AAUUGCAGUUCAAGUCCGGUGUUUACAAAAUAAAUAAUUAAAUAUUUUUAAAUUUCUAAUUUAUUAAUUAAACAUGUCAACAGAAAUGAAAAGUAAUUCGUGUAGAAUAUGUUUAACCACAAAUGUCGGAGGAGUGAAACUUGACAAAAAUUCAGAAAUGCUUAAAGUAUUAGAAUUCUGCGUUGAUUUCGCUGUAGAUCUUACGUUUGCGCCGAAAAUAAUAUGCGAGAAAUGUGUUGAAGAAAUAGAUAAAUUUGCAAAGUUUAAACGUAAGUGUAUAGAAUCUGAAGAGCUAUGGAAAUCUGUUAAUAAAUAUAAUAAUGAGAUUGAAUGUAACAUUACAAAUGCAAUGAAAGAAACAAAACAUUGUGAAGGCACUUAUAAUGAGGAGGUAUAUAAUGAAUUGGUCGCUGAUGGCAUAAAGCAAUCAAAAGUCAAAGGUUCCAUAUCUGUCAUAGUUCCUACAAUUGUUAAAGAUUUUAAGUCAUACAGCCGAAAUAACACAAAGGACAAUGAGAAACAUUCCAGUGUAGACAAAAAGAAAUACUUCUGUACUAAAUGUAAUAAAGAGUAUAGUAGUAAUAAAUGGUUAGUCACACAUAAAAGGAAUGUAUGUUACAAAGAUAAAUAUAAGGAUGACACGCUAGAGAAUGUGAAAAGAGAUGAUGAUGAAUCAACUCAGAACUGUGGUUUAUGUCAAACAUCUUUGACCGAUAUAAAAAGUCAUUUGGAUGAACACUGGCAUAACAAUGACUUGUUGUGCAAAAUAUGUAAUUACACUGGCAGGGAUUUUGCUGAUAUGAUAACACACAGACAUAUACACUGCAAGAAAACCAAAUUAUAUUGUCAUGCUUGCAAUAAAAAGAAGGCGUCCAUAUUGUCUCUCCAGUUCCAUUUUAGAUCUGUACAUUUGCACAAAACAGGAGGUUUAUGUUCCAUUUGCAGUAAAACUUUCGCUAAAUUCAAAACUUGGAAGAAGCACGUACGGCUGCAUAAUGAAGAAAACAGUCUGUUCAUUUGCGAUAUUUGCGGAAAGAAAUUUUUGUACCGACAUGAAAUCAAAUCACAUCUUAUUGAUCAUUCCAAUGUGAGACAGUUCGUUUGUGAAAUAUGUGGAAAAGAUUUUAAAAGAAUGUCCGCUUUGAAAGAACACAUUGCAAAUAUGCACUUCCCAAAUGCUCCUGUGGAAUGCAGCCAUUGCAAGAGAACCUACAAAAGUCAUAUUAAACUGAACUUACAUUUGAAAAAAAUUGUCAAAGAUAAGUUAUUUGUGUGUGAAGUCUGCUCUAAAAGAUUUUUAACUGAAAAUAUAUUGAAAAAGCAUAUGUUUUGGCACACUGGAGAGCGGCCCUACACUUGUGAAGUUUGCGGAUCCAAGUACAAAGCGAAGGGGCAAUUGAACUUGCAUAUGAGGAUCCACACUGGCUUUAUGCCCCACAAAUGUCUAGAUUGCGGGAAAGGUUUUCCAACUGGAAAACAGUUGAAACGACACAAAAGUGUGCAUACAGGGAUACGGGCUCAUAAGUGUGAACACUGUGAACGUUCUUUUCAUGAAAAGAAAGCACUGACAGAACAUAGUCUAUUACAUAAAGAUAUUGAAAAUGUCAAACUGGAGACUUAGACGUAUUUGUGUGUUUACGCGUGUAAAGUAACUUGGAAUUGUACCAUAAAUUAUCUUAUUUUGAUCCUUGAUUGUACAAAAAGUGGCUCCUAAUAAAAUAACUUCGUAAUAA